Aureobasidium vineae is the source of this 1692-nucleotide messenger RNA. NCBI's taxonomy places the organism in Eukaryota, Fungi, Ascomycota, Dothideomycetes, Dothideales, Saccotheciaceae. The record is from the annotation of a GenBank genome assembly.
AUGUCUUCCAUCGACAAGAACGACAUCGCCCAUCUCGAAGUCACCUCUGUCGAUUCCAAGACUAGAGAAGAGGCUCGUCAGGCCACUGACCUGUCUACCAAGGCCCAGUAUGCACAACUCGGCGCUGCCAUCAAGAAGGACAAGCGCUUCGUCUGGUGGACUUUGUACGUUAUGCUCUUGGUCUUUGGCUGGGGAUACGAUGCUGGUCUUUCUGGUGUCGCCAUUGCCUUCCCCGAAUUCAGAAAGCACUAUGGACAUUAUUACACUCAAGGAGAUCAAUUUGUCAUACCUGCUCUCUGGCAAUCCCUUUGGAACGCAGCCUCUACUAUCGGUCAGGUCUUCGGUGGCUACGCUGCUGGCCAGUUUGCCGAUGUCACUGGCCGCAAGCCUCUACUUUAUACUGCCGUCUUCCUGUCUUUGGCUGCUUCAUUUGCUUUGGUCUUCGCACCAAACCUCCCAGUCCUCUUCAUCUCCAAGCUUCUUCUCGGUCUUGCCGUUGGUCUUUCCACCGCCACUCCUCCGCUCUACGUGACGGAGAAUGCCCCCGCAAAUCUCCGCAGCACAGCUUCAUCCCUGACCAACGUCAUCAUUGUGUUCGGAUUUUUCGCCUCUUCCAUGACUGGAUUUGGUGCUUCCAAGAUCAAUGGACCUUGGUCAUACAAGCUCGCCUUCAUCAUGACAUUCGCCAUCCCUACUGUCUUCCUUGUCGUCCUCCCCUUCUUCCCCGAGAGCCCUGUCUGGUACAUGAAGAAGGGCCGUGAAGCCGAUGCUCGCAAGGCUAUCAUGAGACUGUUUGGUGCUGAUACCAAUGUUGACGAGCGUAUCGAGAUCAUCAGGACCGAGCUCCAACAGGCUGAGGCUGAGGGUAACGGCAAAGACCAAACCAGCUGGAGGGCCAUCUUUUCCAAGGAGAACCGUACCAGAACCUUUGUUUCUGUCCUUGGGCUGCAAGUACAGAACUUCAGCGGAGGUUAUUUUGCCAAUGUAAAUCCCCUGGAUUCCAUGAUUAAACAUAAGAAAAAUGCUAAUUUGACCCUAGNNACCUACCAAACUUACUAUUUCGAGCUUAUUGGACAAAGCGAUCCUUUUGGCUUGACAGCAAUCUCCUCCACCCUCCAGCUCAUCGCAAACUUCGUCGCCGUCCUCGUCUCUGACAUUGUUCCUCGCCGCAAGGGUCUCGUCGGUGGUGGCACGGUACUCAUGUUCUGGUCUGUCAUCAUCGGUGGAACUUCAGUUGCAGGAACUACCAAUGUCGCUGCCAACACAGCUCUUUUGGUCUUCAUGAUCACCUGGUCUAUGCUCUACACCGGCACUGUCGGCUGCUACGGCUGGGCCGUGGCCCAAGAAACUGCUUCGCAAGCAACCAGACCCAAGACCAUUUCUUUUACCCUUGUCUGUCAGCAGCUUACAGCACUCAUGCUCUCUUCCGUCUUCCCUUACUUCAUCAACCCCGAUCAGCUCAACUGGGGUGGCAGAGUCAUGUUCCUGUUCGUUGGCGCAGAACUGUUCAUCAUCACUGCUCUUUGGUUCUUCCAACCGGAGACCAAGAACAGAACCAACGCCGACAUUGAGAUGUUGUACGCUGCUGGUAUCCCUCCUCGCCAAUUCAAGAACUUUGCUGUUGUCAACGGUCAGGUUGUUGAAAAGGCACAUAAGGAUGGGUUCAUGAGCCGCUUCUCCCGCAAGGCAUAA